AUGGCAGCAACAACUUCUCAACAUCCUGGUUCUGACAAUGUUGUUUCACAUGUUCCAGAAGAUGCUGAUGCACCCACUGUCUCAGUCAAUGCCCCUCAAAGUGCUGCUGAGGAUGCUGCUCCCUACCAAGAUGAGGAAAUGCCUGAUUAUUCUGGGAUGUCUUCUGCUGAGCAUGUAGACAUUCCCACUGUUGAUGUCCAGGAUUUCACUACCACUGAAGAAACACCUUCAGCUCCACAUGCAGACCCUCUAGAAACUGUGGCAGAGGCAGCUGUUCAAGUGGAUGCAUCAACUCCCCAGGUUGAAGAAACAGAGAAAAGUGAUGACAGCUGGGAAGUUCCCCUUGUCUCCUUUCGCAAAAAAUUGCCAUCCUCAGAGUUAGACAAUGACUCUUCUGAAGAAUCCUCUCAAAUGCAAGAAGAUGCUGCCCCACCUGUUGCAUCACCUGAACCAGCAUACAUUCCAGAUGAACUUGAAGACUCCGAAGAUGAGGAAUCCUCUGAGGAAGAAGAGCCAGACUUGGAUGGGAAGAAUCUGUCAACCCCUUUUGAGGUAAACAAUGCCUUCAGUGUUGCUCCUCAUGUUGACAACAUCCCUGACAUUCUUGUUUCUGUUCCUAGAGAUCUUUUGUUACAACAGCUUACUCACUCUCUAGCUCAGAUCACUUAUCACCAGUCCAUGGUGGAAAUGCUUCGAAAAGCUCUUUCUGAUCAAAAAUGGGGAGAAAAAGCUAGUCAUGAAGAUGAAGCAGGGACUUCUCAUCCUUUGGAUGCCAGAGGUAGAGAGCAAGGUGUUAAUGAAGAAGGAGCAAAGAAUGAGGGUGAAGCUCAAGGAGCAGAGGAAAGCAGUGGAUCCAGUGCUAGCGAUGGAGGAGCAGCAGCUGAUACUGAGGAGACUUUGGAUAUUCUACUCUAA
Molecule: messenger RNA, 915 nt
Organism: Erythranthe guttata (spotted monkey flower)
Lineage: Eukaryota; Viridiplantae; Streptophyta; Magnoliopsida; Lamiales; Phrymaceae
Source: RefSeq, a predicted model, not a curated record